This is a messenger RNA of Diabrotica virgifera virgifera (western corn rootworm), 1383 nucleotides long. RefSeq names its product putative nuclease HARBI1. The coding region runs from base 779 to 1117 and encodes 112 amino acids. The record is from RefSeq and is a predicted model, not a curated record. NCBI's taxonomy places the organism in Eukaryota, Metazoa, Arthropoda, Insecta, Coleoptera, Chrysomelidae. The transcript has 2 exons.
UACAUGAAUAAUCUACAAUAAUUGUUUUCAUUUUUUAGACAACUUUUUAAGUUACAAAGACGAGUUCUUAGGGAUAUUAGUAAUCCAUUUGAAAUUCCUGACGAACUUUUUAAAGGUUUAUAUAGGCUUCCAAAACAGAUAGCCAAUAACUUAAUUCAUGAAUUAGAACCAUUCUUAAUGGAUCCACUCAGAAUUACGUCAUUUCCAAUUCAUUUGAAAGUAAAUAUGCUGAAAAUACUGAAUAAACACCUGUUAAUAAUUAUUUUAUAGGUCCUGUGUGCAUUACAUUUUUAUGCGCAUGGAAGUUAUCAAAAAAGCGUUGGGCAAGAUUUUUUACUAGGAAUGAGUCAGUCAGUGGUCAGUCGUUGUAUUGGAGAAAUUAGUAGGUUACUAUCAACACAUCUUAGUAGAAGAUAUAUUAUAUUCCCCACAACCAUAGUGGCAAAGAUAUCAGUAGCUCGUGGAUAAAUAAAGUUAUUCAAAUAUCAAUUUUAUUAUUGUUUAACUGUUCAAUGUAAAUUUUAGUUUUAUGGAAAAGUUUAAUUUCCUAGGUGUAGUGGGUUGUAUAGAUGGUACUCAUAUAGCCAUCAUUUCACCACCCAUUGAUCAUCUACAAAAUCGAGGUUUUGUACACAUAAACAGGAAAUGAUAUCAUAGUAUCAACUGCCAGAUUGUAUGUAAGUAGUUCACACUAAAUAUAUAAAGUAAUUUUUUUUAUUUUUAGAUAUGUGAUUCGAAUUUAAAAAUAAUCAAUUGUAAUGCUAGAUACCCAGGAUCCAUGCAUGAUGCAGCAAUUUGGAAUAUGUCGAAUGCAAGCAUACAUAUGGAGGAAACGUAUAAUAAUAAUGAACGAGGAUUUUGGUUGUUAGGUGAUUCUGGGUAUCCAUUACAACCAUGGCUAUUGACACCAGUAGAAGGGGCACAAGAAGGUACCCCAGAAGGUCGAUACACAUCUGCCCAUAUACAUGUAAGGAACACAAUUGAACGCUGUCAUUGUUGUUUUGAAAGCACGUUUCCGCUGCCUUUUAAAGCACCGAGUACUACAUUAAUGUCCAGUUACAGCGACAGCUAUUAUAAAUUCCUGUUGUGUUUUACACAAUAUCCUUAUUGCCCAUAAUAUAGUAGUGGAAGACGAAGACAACUACGAAGACUUAAACAGAGUUGAGGGAAAUCCUGCUGAAGAUAAUGAUGGCAAAUUUUUAACCUUGAAUAUGUACAAAGUUUUUCAUAUUAAUAAUUAUAACUCAAUUUGUUUCAGAACCUCCAAAUGCAAAUUUGCUAGGUAUAGGUCGUCGAAUAAGAAACCAACUAAUAAGAAAUUAUUUUAAUUAAAUUAUAUUUGUACACUAACUAAUCUGUUAUAAUAAAGUUUAUAAAAAUUAA